Molecule: messenger RNA, 702 nt
Organism: Schistosoma guineensis
Lineage: Eukaryota; Metazoa; Platyhelminthes; Trematoda; Strigeidida; Schistosomatidae
Source: the annotation of a GenBank genome assembly
AUGCUUGUACUCAACAGUUUUCGACGGUUAAUCAACACUCAGUCGAUAUCAUUCCAACCAAGGAUUAGAAAAUUAUUUAUUCAAGUCCAAGAAACUCCCAAUCCUAACAGCUUAAAAUAUUUUCCUGGUAAACCUGUACUAGGUUCUGGUACUAGAGACUUUCCAUCCUGCACGCAAUCCACGUCUUCCCCGUUGGCUAGACAGUUGUUUCGAAUCGAAGGGGUUGAACGAGUCUUCUUUGGUCCUGAUUUCAUCACGAUUACUAAGAAUGACGACUUCGAAUGGGCUGUAAUAAAACCUGAUGUAUAUGCAACUAUAAUGGAUUUCUACAGUUCUGGACAACCUGUUGUCAGUGAAGAAAAAACACAAGACUUAAAUAAAACCUGUGAUGAAGAAGAUGAAACAGUAUUAAUGAUAAAAGAACUACUGGAUACCCGAAUAAGACCCACUGUUCAAGAAGACGGUGGUGAUAUUAUUUUCAAGGAUUUUAAAGAUGGUAUAGUGCGAUUAAAACUACAAGGAUCUUGCUCAAGUUGUCCUAGUUCCGUAGUUACUUUGAAAAAUGGUGUACAGAAUAUGCUUCAGUUUUAUAUACCAGACGUAUUAGGCGUCGAACAAGUUGAAGAUGAAUUAGAUGCGGUAUCCAAAGAACAGUUUGACAAAUUAGAGCAGAACAUACAUAAUAAAGAAAAAAGUGAAUGA